UUAACGUGCCUCGUUGGAGAACCCACGCACGCGACCUCUUUCUCGCUGGUUUCAUCUCCUCCGCCCCCACGCCCCUCGUCCCCUCCGCUGUUGCUCUGCCGCCGCCACCGCCGCCUAUUCCUCCGCCAAAUCCACCGCACGAGGGCUAGCCUGCCCACGCCUCCACCUCGCGCCUCGUCGCCAUGGUCACCGCCCCCGCCGCCGGCGAGGCAACCCCGCUGGAUCUUCCCCUCCACCCACCCUGGUUUGGCGUCCGGAGAUGUGGAACGGGACGUCCAUGAGGUGGGGCUACCUUCACCUCCGCCCCACCCUUCCAUGGGGCUCGCUGAGCUGCCAGCCGACCGUGAUGGAUGCGGUGGCGAGGACGACAGGCAGCCCCCCCGGUGAGGAAGCUGUGCAAGCAAGAGCCGCACUUGUGCAAUUUCAAGGCAUUCCUCUUCUUCACCAGGUUUGACCAAAGGAUGGCUGUGUUUGCUGAAACAAAGUUGCAAAGAGAUGGCAUCGAGUUGAGUACAGGAUUCAGAGUGAUAAAGGAUCGGAGGACGAACCUGUCAUACUCGCAGCACGCGUCGCUGGUGUACAUGCCGGUGCCGACCAAGAAGAUUUCGUAUGCUCCAGGAGGAGCAGGUGGUGUACGAGGCAGCCAGUUGCAAUGGAGGAGGAUGAGAUCCACGGGGAGGGCUUCCUGGAGAUAUCACAACAUCUCCAAAUGUUACAACAAGGAGAAGAAAAGUUUGGUGCUGAACAAUAUGAGAAAGCUGCUGCUGGAGGUGGUGGAUUCGAGGGCGGUUUUGAAAAUCCUAUUGAGGAUAUUUUCGGUUCUCUUAUGACCGUACUGGCAGAAUGAAUGAUGUAUGCCAUCUAUUCUGACUUGUUAAUCUUGUCUACUGCUACAGCAAUGGAUAAAUUUGUCGGGUUUCCCCUGUUGGUUACAUUUUCAUUGCUCUACUGUAUGGAAAGCUGUUAAAACUAAAGAAUGGCAACCUGUGGUUACUUCAUACCAUGGAUUUGGUACAACACUGGAUCUAUUUUAUUAAUCCAUCUGAAUAAGCAGAACUAGACCCCAUGGCAAUUAAAAUGUUGGUUUAGAAUAUAUAGUGGCUUAUAUUAUUUGCAUAUAGAAUAAUUUUUUGUGGGCUAUAUGGAGCAUCAGUUUAGCACAUUUAACAUUUGUUGUUACUAGGAAUGCAUAUAGUUAGUUACUAUUACCUUAUAUAGACUUGCAAUUGCCUCAUCUCACAAAAUUGCAUGUUACUAUACGCAUCUCAAAUAAUUCUUUUCGGAGGUCAAUGACAAGAGGUGAAUGGUAUAUUGGUAUUGUACAGAGUCUUCAAUCCAAAGGUAUAAAAAUAAUGCAGUGCCAUAAAAAUUUCUACUUGUUAUAGUGCAGUUUUGACUAUGUCAAAAAGGUGUGGGUGCACAUCAUUUACAUUGGUCUAUCAUACAAAAAUGCAGGGUAAUGCUUGCUGGAUAUAUGGACUGCCACAACCCACAGGUAUUACAUUUUAGAUGUGGUUUUUAAUAUCUUUUCUUUUCUGCUAUUCUUAUGAUGCUGGACUGAUUCAACUCCAUUAUGCACAAAUUAAUUCCUUACUUGCACCCUUCAUUCAGAAAUCAGGUUCUAUAGUUACUGAGAAAGAGUAUAUACAUCACCAACUCAUUUUCAGUUGGACAUUUCAUUUUUCAGAAUUAUUGUUUGUUUAAUAAUGCUGCAGGUUUCCCAUCGACAGAUUCCAGUUGGUGUUACAAAGGAUAUAUGCUCAUUGUAUUUGUUGAUGUUGAAGCAUCAGUGAGAUCACAUGAAUGCGGAAUCAGGGUGCUUAUGAGAUCACAUGAAUGAGGUAUUACACCCGCUCCAAAAGUUUCUCAAAUAUACUCUAAAUUUGUUGUAUGUAUGAUGUUUCCGUUGUUCAUUUCUGUUAUUUUUAUUUUUAAUCCUAAUAAGAAUACAAGCAGUGCCCAUAUUCUUGUGUUGUAUACAAAGUGCCCAUAUUCUUGUGCUAUUAUGACAAAUUCUUUAGACACAUAGAAGUCACAUCUGGUUUACAACAUAUCUAUCAUUAUGAAAUUAUAUUAAUACUAUACAUCUUAUCCGUCAGUCACUCUUCGUAAUCCAAAGGAACUUCUAGCCCGGAAUCCAACUGAAACUAAAUAAUAAUAAAAUUUCAGAAAAAGUUUGUUGUGUAUGCAUGGAAAUACACUAUGAAUCUCCAAAUGUUCAGUGGUAAAAUCUUGCAAGAUGAAGAAGGUAGUUCUUUUUUUAAUGGUAAAGCAUGUAUUGGAUGAUAGAGUGAUAGCAUUUCAACCUCAGUGUUGCAUAUUACCAUAAGGAUUUAGUUAAGGUCAGACCUUUGCUUUAAUAGUUUCUUCUAAACUGGACACAAACCCCAUACCAUAUCUUUGAGACGGAGUUGGUUCGCACUUGUAUUGCUGGAGGGCCUCGACGCGCCUCUGUGAAGCCAUUUUCAUGCAGGUUCACACAUAUUUGUCUUCCACAUAUAGAAAACUAACAGACGUUAGCAUCAGGUUAUUUGUUUUCUUUUGUAAAAGGUAUGGAAGCUUUAGUCUAAUUAACAAACGGAAGCUUUACUGAGCAAGACAGAAAAAUAAAUAAAAUUACGACAUGAAUUGAAUCAACAUUUUAAAUGCCAGCCAGAUCAAAAGAAAAAUAUUUUUUUUUUACAUAAUACUUGUUAGAAUUAUAGAAAAAAAUGAAGUCCUCCCUGAUGCUGGAUAGAACCUUCUCCAGCUCCUGUUUAGUAGGGCACCAACUACUUUGUUGUAUGCAAAAACAUGAUGAGGUCCAUCGGCUCCUGAACCAAGUAGGGAAAUAGUUCCAAAAGAUAGACCGCCUUAAAUAAGUGCAUUUUUUGAUUAUUUCAUGAAGCAGAGAGUAUUUUAAUAAGCCGUACGGUACUAAUUAUUUCCUAUGUUGCGAAGUAUAAAGAUAGGGCCUCAAAAUUUCAGUACUACUAUCAUUAUCUUGGAUCAGAUGAUGUUGGUUUUGUUAUUCUACAUGCCCUUUUGUAGUGCGUGAGGGACACAACUAUGGUGCUCUUUAGAUUGAGAAUGUCAAAGCCGGCUUGUGCAGAUUAUUUCGAAAGAGACAGCGGUUGCUAUGGUUUGUAUAUUCAAAAGGAAAAUGUAUCUGUUCAAGGCAGUGAGGUAUGUCCCAUGUUUACUCAUACACACAACCUGUCUUGUACUUCCUGGUGGCAAUACAUUAUUUGAUAUCAUCUCUGUCUAUUAUUAUUCGGGUUGAUGUAUUGGUUCUGUUUAUCUCUAUUAUUAGAAAGUACUUGCAGCAGUGUCUUUCGGCUAUAGCUAAGGAAGAAAUAUUCUGACAUUUGUAGCUUCUAAAUGUAUUGUAGCACAUUUGGAUAAAUUCUUCAUUAUCAUAACAAAUGUGAUGAUGCAGGUCUACAGACAGUUCUGAAAUAAGCACUAGAAAAUAUGUUUGUGUGCGAUGACCAUAUAAAUAAAUAUGGUCUAUCUCCAGUCUGAGUAAUAGUGCUCAGACAAGUCAAAUUCUAUAUUUUAGAUUAGUGGUACAUAUUGUCGUCUUAGUGAUACCUUCAAUUGGAGCGUUGUAUAUGACGGUAAACAACCAGUUCUGCAAUCCACUUUUAUUCAUGCAAUUAUUUUUUGGAGCAUUAUAUAUUGCUUCCUGCAUCUAUACUUUUAUCAUAUACUCCCUCCGUCUCGAAUUAGCUGUUGCAGAAAUGGAUAAAAAUGGAUGUAUAUAACUAAAAUACGUCUAGAUACAUCUAUUUCUGCAACAAGUAAUUUCGGACGGAGAGAAUAUAUGUGUGAGCAAGCAGAUAGACGAGGAGGCCGAGCCAUCCGCGAGGGCGUCGACAUCAUCUUGCCCCUUGCCUUGUGGGGCGGAGGAUGAGGAGGCAGGGAAGUCCACACCGCCGCCGUCGUCAUUCUCGCCUUCGAGCGAAAGCGGGUGUUGAACGUGCUUGACCGAGGGUGUCGUGAGCAACCUGAUCGUUUAUGUAACCUAAGACUAAUGCCUGUUGCACCACAUGCGCCCGUUGAUAUCUAUGAUCUAUGAUGUCAGCUGCUUUUCUCUUAGAGACGAUCCAUUUUCUGAAUAUGUUGCAUUUGUAAUACUUUUUCUAAUAAUUCCGGUCAGUUACUUGCACAUACA
Messenger RNA from Aegilops tauschii subsp. strangulata, 4156 nucleotides. RefSeq lists its product as uncharacterized. Lineage: Eukaryota; Viridiplantae; Streptophyta; Magnoliopsida; Poales; Poaceae. The record is from RefSeq and is a predicted model, not a curated record.